AGAUUAAGGUAACAGCAGGUGUAGCGAGCUCGCGCGCGCACUACACUACCCGUCAUCCCUGCAUGCAAUUGGCUCAUGUAUAUUUAUGAGGCUUUUCUGCAGUGAGGCGGCUAGAUAUUGAUGUCUUUCUGAACGGGUGGAGGCUUUCUUUGCUCGGAGAGAUUUCACUUCUUCCGCCCUCGUCCGGUCUUGUACCCGCUGCUCGCGCAUCCCGCGUCUCGAUGCAGAGGCUGGUCGCGCGUCACUAAUGGCAACCAGCGCGAGAGGAUGCGUGUGCCUUCCUGAGGGAGACGGAAAAUAGCGUAUUUUUAAGGAUUUCGCUUGUAUUUCUUUUAUAAAUUGGGAUUUAUAUGAUUCACUGAGAUUUCUGCACCCCAACUGAUGUGGGCAUGAUGGCUCUCCGUUUUGGGAUUUCCUUUCUGUGCCUCUACGUAGCGGUGAUGAGCUCUGAGAUACAUGCCAGCAUCUCACUGCCUCAAUAUGGAGACGCCUUGGUAAAGACGAGGGCUCGGCGUGAUGACGGCAGGUUCCUCGGGAUAGAGAACACGGUACCGGUCCGGUUGGUCUACCGAAUGGACGGAGACAGUCAGACUGCUCAUGAUGUACUAAACACUCGGGUCAGAAUGAGCACUGACAGUAAACAGAACCACGUGGCCCAGGCUAGCUUUCAGGUGCAGGCUUUCGGGAAGACCUUCGUUUUAGAUGUCGAACUGAACCAUGAUCUUCUAUCAUCAAAUUACAUUGAAAGGCAAAUAUCAGAGGAUGGGAAGUCAGUCGUCAUCAAAGGUGGAGAACAUUGUUAUUACCAUGGGAAAGUACGUGAUAUACUGAAGUCGUAUGUGGCGCUUUCAACCUGCCAUGGGUUACAUGGAAUGUUCUUUGAUGGGAAUCAUACAUACAUGAUUGAACCAGGAGGAGAGAAUAACAAGAGUGAGGAGGUUCGUGUUCAUAUGAUUUAUCAGUCUCCUGGUUUUGACCCCCCUGAGGACUUCAUAUCUGCUGAAUCACAGUUUAAGAACCCUUCACCGUUCAGUGCAUACCACACAAGAAAAAAGAGACAGAUAUCGCAAAAUCCACGGAGUGUUGCAGAUGAGACAAAAUAUAUUGAGCUGAUGGUUAUAAAUGAUCAUUUGAUGUACAAGAAACAUCGCCUUUCCGUCGGACAAACAAAUAACUAUGCCAAGUCUGUUGUAAAUAUGGCUGAUCUGUACUUUAAAGAACAACUCAACACUAGAAUUGUGUUGGUUGCUAUGGAGACAUGGGCAGCAGACAACAGGUUUAACAUCAAUGAUGACCCCAUGGUGACGUUACGAGAGUUUAUGAAGUACCGAAGAGACUUUAUCAAAGAAAAGAGCGACUCCGUUCACCUAUUCUCGGGAAAUCGAUUUCAUAGCAACUGGGGAGGAGCUUCUUAUAUGGGUGGCGUCUGCUCGCUCAUUAAAGGAGGUGGAGUCAAUGAGUAUGGAAAGACCGAGGAAAUGGCCAUAACUCUUGCGCAGUCACUGGGACAAAACAUUGGCAUCUUUUCUGAUAAGAAGCGGAUUUUAAAUGGGGAGUGCAAGUGUGAAGAUAAAUGGUCUGGCUGCAUAAUGGAUGAUGUUGGCUUCUACUUACCCAAGAGAUUUUCUGACUGUAAUGUGGAAGAGUAUCACGAUUUCCUCAACAGUGGGGGUGGUGGAUGUCUCUUCAACAAACCUUUAAAGCUUUUGGAUCCUCCCGAGUGUGGUAAUGGUUUUGUGGAGGCAGGAGAGGAGUGUGACUGUGGAAGCCCAGCUGAAUGUGCUAGAGAAGGAGAGGACUGCUGUAAGAGAUGCAUGUUGACUCAGGGAGCUAAAUGCAGUGAUGGUCUUUGCUGUAAAGACUGCCAGCUGGAGUUUAUGGGUGCGAUCUGUCGUGAAGCUGUCAAUGACUGCGACAUACCUGAAAUGUGCACUGGGAACUCCAGCCAGUGUCCUCCAAACCUACACAAAAUGGAUGGAUACACCUGUGAAAAAGAACAGGGACGAUGUUUCAAUGGCAGGUGUAAAACCAAGGACAGGCAAUGCAAGUACCUGUGGGGAGAAAAAGCAACAUCUGCGGAUAAGUUCUGCUAUGAGAAGCUGAACAUUGAGGGCACCGAAAAAGGCAACUGUGGACGAGACAAAGACACCUGGAUUCAGUGCAAAAAACAGGAUGUACACUGUGGAUAUCUGCUGUGCUCAAACAUUUCUCCAGCACCCAGACUAGGAGAAUUACAGGGUGGUUUGACGUCUUUCUCCGUGGCCAGGCAUAGCGCCUCAUUGGACUGCAGCGGAGGACAUGUGCUGAUUGACGGAGACACUGAUCUGGGAUAUGUGGAGGACGGAACGGCGUGCGGGACCGAUCGGAUCUGCUUCAACCACAAAUGUAUCCCGCUGCAGGAAUUCAACUUCAGUACUUGUCCCGGCACCAACGAAAGGGUGAUCUGCUCCGGACACGGGGUGUGUAGUAAUGAGCUCAGGUGUGUGUGUGACCUGGGCUGGGCAGGUGAGGACUGUAACUCCACCUCUCCUUUGAGUUACCUGUCUGUGCGACCCACAGCCAAAACAUCAGGUAUUGUCACUACUAACAUCAUCAUCGGGGCCAUUGCGGGCUCUAUCUUGGUCCUUGCACUGAUUCUAGGCAUUUCUGCAUGGGGAUACAAGAGCUACAGACAAGAUCAGGAUAUGCAAUCUGAAGUACACAGAAGAUUUUGUCGUCAAAUGCCAGCAGGUGAUUACGUGAAGAAGCCGGGAGAUGCUGAUUCACUUUACAGUGACAUGCCACAAGGCGUAAGCUCCAACUCUGGCAGCAGCUCCAAGAAGAGGUCUGCUUACCUGUCUCACCUCCAGAUCAACACCUGCUCUUUCACUCCCUCUAUCCCCUCCAUCAGUCAAAACAUCUCUCUGUUUGGCUUCAGAUCCAAUGGUUUGUCUCAUUCCUGGAGUGAAAGAAUCCCAGACGCCAAGCACAUUUCUGACGUCUGUGAAAAUGGGCGACCUAGGAGCAACUCGUGGCAAGGAAACAUCACAGGUUCACGUAAGAAGCUCAAGGGCAAGAAAUUCAGACCUCGCUCCAACUCCACAGAGUAUUUAACCCCUUGCAUCAAAUCAGAGUAUUAUGUAACUAAAUGGGUAGAAGAUGUGAAUAAAAACACUGAAGGACCUUUUAUUAGAACACUGUCUCCGGCCAAAUCACCCACCUCCUCGACGGGCUCCAUCGCCUCCAGCCGGAGAUACCCAUACCCCAUGCCUCCCCUUCCGGAUGAGGACAGGAAGGCCAACAGACAAAGUGCCAGGCUGUGGGAAACGUCAAUAUAAACAAACUCGACGACAACUUAAGGAUUUUCUUCUGCUUUUGUAUGGAUGAGGAAAUGAAAGAAAUAAGAAAAUGUGGAAUUAAACAAAUAAGGACGAGUAAA
This is a messenger RNA of Misgurnus anguillicaudatus (oriental weatherfish), 3418 nucleotides long. RefSeq names its product ADAM metallopeptidase domain 22 (gene adam22). The record is from RefSeq and is a predicted model, not a curated record. Gene Ontology annotation, biological process: proteolysis. Gene Ontology annotation, molecular function: metalloendopeptidase activity. Gene Ontology annotation, cellular component: postsynaptic density membrane. NCBI's taxonomy places the organism in Eukaryota, Metazoa, Chordata, Actinopteri, Cypriniformes, Cobitidae.